This is a messenger RNA of Salvia hispanica, 3186 nucleotides long. RefSeq names its product Leucine-rich repeat protein kinase family protein. The record is from RefSeq and is a predicted model, not a curated record. NCBI's taxonomy places the organism in Eukaryota, Viridiplantae, Streptophyta, Magnoliopsida, Lamiales, Lamiaceae. Gene Ontology annotation, biological process: protein phosphorylation. Gene Ontology annotation, molecular function: protein binding; ATP binding; protein kinase activity.
GUUUUCCCAUUCACAAACCAACUCUCCAUGCCAGCUCCCCAUCUCUCCUUCAACUUUCUUGAAAUUGUAUAAAAUUAAAUAUUUUGACACUAACCCACACACACAAUCUGCCCAGAGCAGAGAUCCCACUUUUCUAUUCAGUGGAGAAGAUUCCCCCAAACAAUACCAUAAAAGACAAAAAAUUUGCAUCCACCCCCUUCACAUUUGCAGCAAAAUGUUGAAUUUUGGAAGAGAGAAAGAUGGGAUUUUGUGUAAGGGGCAUUGGUGUAUGAGCAGAGGAGGCACAGAAUCUGGAACUAUAAUGCUGGGGUUAUGAUGGGAACAUGAGAAUGCGAGGUACAACACUCCACUGCAUUGUGUUCCUGUAUGCAUUUUGUCUGCUUCAAUUUGUGGUAGUUUUAGUGUCUCCCAUUACGGAGAAGGAGAUUUUGCUUCAAUUUAGGGGCAACAUUUCUAGCGACCCUUUUGAUAGUUUGAGUUCUUGGAUUCCUAGUAGUAGCCCUUGCCAAGAUUAUCAAGGGGUGUUCUGUAAUUCUGAUGGAAAUGUGGCAAAAAUUGUGCUUUGGAACACUAAUCUUUCUGGAGUUUUGUCACCUUCUUUAUCAGGAUUGAAAUCACUUAGGAUUAUAACCUUGUUUGGUAAUAAGUUAACUGGUAAUAUCCCUUCGGAAUAUGGAGAGAUCAGUACUUUGUGGAAGAUAAACUUGAGCUCCAAUGCUCUUUCAGGACCAAUCCCAGAGUUUCUUGGAGAUUUGCCAAACAUUAGGUUUCUUGAUUUGUCUAGAAAUGGGUAUAGUGGUGAGAUUCCUUCAGCAUUGUUCAGGAACUGUUACAAGACUAGAUUUGUUUCCUUGGCUCAUAACAAUCUAUCAGGGCCACUCCCUGCUUCAGUUGGUAACUGUUUGGAUCUAGAAGGGAUUGAUGUGUCUUUCAAUGGUCUCAGUGGGGCGUUGCCGUCACAAAUUUGCAGCCCUCCAGGGAUGAUGUACUUGUCUGUGAUGAGUAAUAUGCUAUCAGGGAGUGUUGAGCAACAACUUUCACAAUGUAGAAGCUUGAGUCUUUUGGAUCUUGGUAGCAAUAUGUUUUCUGGGGCAGCCCCAUUUGGGGUUAUUGGAUUGGAAAAUCUAACGUAUUUCAAUGCUUCAUGGAAUAUGUUUGAAGGGGAGAUCCCAGAAAUGGUUUCUUGCACAAAAUUGGAAGUGUUUGAUGUUUCUGGGAAUGCUUUGUAUGGAGAGGUUCCAUCAAGCAUCACUAAGUGCAGUGGCCUUAAAUAUUUAGAUUUGGGUUUUAAUAGACUUAAUGGAAGUAUACCAGAUGGAAUAUCUGGAUUGAGAAAUCUGGUGCUGCUUCGGUUGUCAAGUAACUCGAUAGAUGGGAUGGUUCCUGCAGAGAUCGGUAGUAUAGAAUGGCUUGAAGUUCUUGAUUUAGACAAUCUCAGACUUCAUGGUGAAAUUCCUAACGAGAUCACUCAAUGCCGGUUUCUUCUCGAACUGAACGUCUCAGGGAACUCUUUAGUGGGAGAGAUUCCACAAAACCUUGAUAACAUGACGCAUCUUGUAAUUCUCGACCUCCAUCACAACGAGCUCAAUGGAAGCAUACCAAUGACCAUUGGAAAUUUUUCUAACCUCUAUUAUUUGGAUUUAUCCGAGAACUUACUCUCUGGUCCGAUUCCUUCUGCACUUGGAAAUAUCAACAAUCUAUCUCAUUUCAACCUCUCUUAUAACAACCUUUCUGGUGCUAUCCCUCCAAUCGAAAGCAUCAAGCAGUUUGGAUACUAUGCGUUUUUCCACAAUGCAGGUCUGUGUGGUGCUCCUUUAGAGAACUCCUGCUCAGGCAGUGCUUCCAAUCCGUCUGCAAGGAAGCCAAGGCUGAGCGCUUCUGCAAUUGUCGCCAUAGUGGCUGCUGCCUUGAUUGUUGCUGGUGUCCUCAUCAUCACAGUGAUUAACAUGAGGGCUCGUCGUAGGAGGAGAACUGAAGACGAGACCAUGAUUGUAGAAAGCACUCCACUUGCUUCUUCAACAGAAUCAAAUGUCAUCAUUGGAAAACUGGUCCUCUUCAGCAAAAGCUUACCCUCAAAGUACGAGGAUUGGGAAAUCGGAACCAAGGCUUUGCUAGACAAAGAAUGUUUAGUAGGUGGAGGCUCAAUUGGAACCGUCUACAAGAGUACCUUCGAAGGUGGGAUUGCCAUAGCAGUGAAGAAACUCGAGACACUGGGGAGGAUCAGGAGCCAGGAUGAGUUCGAGCAGGAAAUAAGCCGCCUUGGAAACCUUCAUCAGGCCAAUCUGGCUGCUGUCCAGGGUUACUAUUGGUCGUCUAGCAUGCAACUAAUUCUGUCGGAAUUCGUAUCAAGAGGAAAUCUGUAUGAUAAUCUCCAUGGUCUUGGCUAUCCUGGCACAAGCACUGGCUCUGGUAAUCCGGAAUUGAAUUGGUCUAGAAGGUUCAACAUAGCAGUCGGGACUGCCAGGGCUCUAGCCUACCUUCACCACGACUGCAAGCCUCCAGUUCUACACCUCAACGUCAAGUCCACUAACAUACUCCUCGAUGACAGCUACACAGCAAAGCUGUCUGAUUUCGGGUUGGGGAAGCUGCUUCCUCUACUUGACAGCUAUGGCCACCAAAAAAUUCACAAUGCAGUUGGGUACAUUGCUCCAGAGCUUGCUGAGAGUUCAAGAAUUAGUGAUAAAUGCGACGUUUAUAGCUUCGGGGUCAUCCUUUUGGAGCUAGUAACCGGAAGGAAGCCAGUAGGGAGCCCAUCAGCGAAUGAAGUGAUGAUUCUGUGUGAAUAUGUUAGGGGUCUGAUCGAGCAUGGUAACGCCUCAGACUGUUUCGACAGAAGCUUGAGAGGGUUUGUGGAAAACGAGCUCAUCCAGGUGAUGAAGCUGGGGUUGAUUUGUACUUCUGAAACGCCGUCGAGGAGACCAAGCAUGGCUGAGGUUGUUCAAGUUCUUGAAUCUGUAAGAAAUGGUUCGGAAUCAUAAAUUAAAUGUGUAACUAGACGUGUUGUGUUCUUCACUUGGUACAGGGAGGCCUUAGUGAUUCUUUUGGGUUCAUUGGAAUAUUUAUGACAAUCAAUUGUUUGCUAAUAGUUGGUAAUAAUGUUGUUUGUUCAAUUAUUUUGUAGCUUAUGACUAAUUCAACGUUUAAGCAUUCUUUUGAUAUAAAUACACAUCAAGCCUGCUUCCUGAA